GAACAUUGAAACAAAGCCGGUGAUCGUUAGCCUUCACAAAAUCACAACCAGAGAAAGCAAGAAGUAGACGCGUCAAUAAAGCUUUCUCAUUUUUUUCAGCACCAGACGGCUUAUCCUCCCCUGGAACGAUUCUUAGCUCAUCCCCUUCUCACUCCCACAGGUCUGAUUCUUUCUCUUUCUGAUUUGUUGAUACAAAUAAACGACAACACCCAAAACCCAACUCCCCAUUUAGCUUGUUCCUCAACUUUUGGACCCAGUUGAGGUAUAGACCUGUUCUUACAUAAGGCCUAAGAUUUAGACCCUUUUUCUAUAGCUUUGUUGAAAGUUUGGAUCAUAAUCAAAAUUGGGUCUUUGAGAUUGGUGUCCAUGAUGGACCUGGAGGUAGCGAAAAAGGGUUUUGAUUAUGCCCAGAAAAGGAAGAAGUGGCUUUUUGUAAUGGCUGCUUUGGGCUUCUCUGGUUAUGGAGCUUACAGGGUUUAUCACUUGCCUUCUGUUUCUCGAAAAAGAAAGAGGCUUUUGAAGCUUUUAGGAGCUUUAGUUUCUGUAGCUGAAGUAGUUUCGGACUCUGCUGAGUCGAUUGGAGUUGUGUCUAAAGAUUUAAAGGACUUUCUUCAAUCUGAUUUUGAUGAAAUUCCAAAUGGUUUGAAGCAAGUUUCGAAGAUUUGUAGGUCGGAUGAGUUUUCGGGGUCUGUUGUUAAGGUCACACAAGCUGUAACAUUGGGAGUUUUGAGGGGUUAUCAAGCACAGGCUAAGAGUCAGAGUAUUGGUGGUGAUGGAGUUUCUAGUAAUACAGGCUUUAUGGAUCAAGUUAUGGAUAAGCUGUUUACCAAGGCAGGGACUGGUUUUGUAUCUGUUGUUGUUGGGAGCUUUGCUAAGAAUCUGGUGUUAGCUUUCUUUUCGGAUGAGCAGUCUGGUGCAGGAUCAAAUUCGACUGGUUCUCCAAGGAAGGAUCAAUUUGGUAUGAAGAUGAAUGAUGUUCCAAGAUGGGUGGAUGUGGCUUGUAGCGAAAAGUGCAGAGACCUGAUUGCUGAUUGUAUCCAGCUAUUUGUGAGCACAGCUGUUGCGGUUUAUCUUGACAAGACUAUGCACAUCAACACGUAUGAUGAUAUCUUCUCUGGGUUAACCAACCCCAAGCAUGAAGCGAAAGUAAAAGAUAUGAUGUUAUCAGUCUGUAAUGGCGCGGUUGAAACUCUGGUUAGAUCAUCUCAUCAAGUGUUGACAAGUUCGAAAUCCAAUGUGAACCAUCCGAAUUUGAGUUCAAGUUCUCAUUUGGCUUUUGAUGAUGGGAGAAAAGACAGUGGGUGGAUCGGUCAAGUAUCCUCUACUCUGGCAGUUCCAAGCAAUAGAAGGUUUGUUCUUGACUUGACCGGACGGGUUACAUCUGAAACAGUUAGAUCUUCCUUGGAGUUCUUGAUGGAGAGACUAUUUGAUGGGAUGCGGAGACGUGUUAAUUCUGCUCGUGUGGAAACUGUGGACAAGGGUGUUGAGGUUGUGAGAUAUGCUGUUGCAAAGUCUUCCGUUAUUGCCACUAUAUGUCUAUCUUUGUGUUUACACAUAAUUGAUAGUCCAUGGCUGUUGGCUCCGGCUUAGCUUGUUGAGUACAUUCUCAUUUGGUAAGUCCAUGGCCAUGUAUACGAGAAUUCUUUUGUGCAACUGCCUGUUUGUUGGCGUGUGUAUAUUUCAAUGAAAUUUCAAAAUUCUUUGAGGAACCGAAGAAGUUCCAAGUGCUGGCUAAGACUGAAGGUGCGCUUAAUUUUGUAUGCGUCCACCCUUCCUGGCAUGCUGGUCCUCAUUAGGUGAUGGCAAUGCGUGCGAGAAAAUAUGUUCCAGAAUUUGUGAAGAAAGAAACUUCAUUCUUCAUUGGGCAAUUGUGUCCCGAUUUAGCUCUGUUUAUCAGCUAAAUGAUACACUGUAUACCUAAAGUUGGAUUUAGAACCUUUUAAUUACUUUUAGUGGUUGUGAACCUGCACCAAUUACACCAUGUACAUAUCAUUGUGGUACUUAAUAUCUUCUCCAAUAUAUUCUUAGAACGUGGUUGCAGGUAUUCAUUCUUCAUGUACAUACAUGUUUCAUAGCUCUUUUCAUAGUAACUUUACUUGGAUAUAAAUCUGCAAGUGCAGUAUUGGACUUUGUUGAAAUUUUGAAAUGUUUUAGUG
Messenger RNA from Fragaria vesca subsp. vesca, 2156 nucleotides. RefSeq names its product protein PHLOEM PROTEIN 2-LIKE A10-like. The transcript has a single exon. The coding region runs from base 367 to 1590 and encodes 407 amino acids. The record is from RefSeq and is a predicted model, not a curated record. Lineage: Eukaryota; Viridiplantae; Streptophyta; Magnoliopsida; Rosales; Rosaceae.